This is a messenger RNA of Cyclopterus lumpus (lumpfish), 1750 nucleotides long. RefSeq names its product galactose mutarotase (gene galm). Gene Ontology annotation, molecular function: carbohydrate binding; aldose 1-epimerase activity. The transcript is spliced from 9 exons. The record is from RefSeq and is a predicted model, not a curated record. Gene Ontology annotation, biological process: beta-D-galactose catabolic process via UDP-galactose, Leloir pathway; glucose metabolic process. The coding region runs from base 191 to 1225 and encodes 344 amino acids. Lineage: Eukaryota; Metazoa; Chordata; Actinopteri; Perciformes; Cyclopteridae.
GUCUCGAGGUGAGCGACAGUGGAGCGGUACAGAUAAUAGUUUGUCAUGUUUGUUGAUUACAAAGACACGUUGACAGUAGCUGUUGUUGUUGCCUGUGUGACCGUUUCCGGUUGCCUCUUGUUGAGGUGACUCACGUCAUGACGUCACAGCCUCCACGCUAAGCGGUAGCCUGAGUUAACCCGGGUCCAGGAUGACUCAGGUGAGCCAUCAGCAGUGGGGAGAGGUGGUCGGGCUGGGCCGUGUGGACCUGUGGGUCCUCCAGUCCUCCCUGGUGCGCGUGGAGGUCCUGACCCUGGGCGCCAUCAUCAGGUCCGUGUGCAGCAGAGGGAGGGAUGGCCGCCUGGAAGACGUAGUCCUGGGCUACGAUGACCUGGAAGGUUACGUGUCAGACCGGCGGUACCUGGGAGCCGUGGUGGGCCGCGUGGCCAACAGGAUCGCUCUGGGACGCUUUGUGGUGGAGGGGAAAGAGCACCGACUGGAUGUCAAUAACGGACCCAACGCGCUGCACGGGGGGCUGCGGGGCUUCAACAAGGCUGUCUGGCUUGCUGCAGCAGUGGAAGGUGGUGUACAGCUGAGUCUCACCAGUCCAGAUGGAGACCAGGGUUAUCCUGGAGAGGUCCAGGUCUCUGUGUCCUACACCCUCCAGGGGGAAACGCUAACCACUGAAUACCAAGCCCGGUCCACCAAGACCACCCCCAUCAACCUCACCAACCACUCCUACUUCAACCUAUCGGGACAGGGGGCAGCAGAUAUCUACGACCAUCAGGUGUCCAUCACUGCUCAGUGCUUCCUGCCUGUAGACGACACAUCGAUUCCAACAGGAGAGAUCAGACGAGUGGAUGGCACGCCCUUUGACCUCAGGAAGCCUGUUCUGAUUGGCCCCCGGCUGAAGGAACUCCCAGGCCCGGGGUUUGACCACAAUUUCUGUCUGUCAUCAACUGGGGACGACUGGGCCGAGAGACACGCUGCCAGAGUGUGUCACCCAGCCAGUGGGCGGGUCCUGGAGGUUUCUACCAGCCAACCAGGCGUCCAGUUCUACACUGCCAACUUCCUGGAUGGCUCUAUGACGGGAAAGGGCGGGGCUAGGUACAGGAAGCACAGCUCCUUCUGUCUGGAGACACAGAAUUGGCCUGAUGCUGUCAACCAGGCUUCAUUUCCUGACUGUCUUCUGCGUCCCGGUGAGGACUACCACCAUGUGACUCGCUUCACCUUCACCACUGUCUGAUGUGACCAACAACAGGACAGACCAACAGAAGGAUAGACCAACAGGAGGACAGACCAACAGAAGGAUAGACCAACAGGAGGACAGACCAACAGAAGGAUAGACCAACAGAAGGAUAGACCAACAGAAGGAUAGACCAACAGAAGGAUAGACCAACAGGACAGACCAACAGGACAGACCAACAGGAGGACAGACUAACAGGACAGACCAACAGGACAGACCAACAGGAGGACAGACUAACAGGACAGACCAACAGGACAGACCAACAGGAGGACAGACCAACAGGACAGACCAACAGGAGGACAGACUAACAGGACAGACCAACAGGACAGACCAACAGGAGGACAGACCAACAGGACAGACCAACAGGAGGACUGAGAUGUGAUGUAUUUUACUACACCAGUGCUAUGAUGUCUUUAGUAAUUACAGUAGUAGUACAGCCUGUGCAUGUGGGUGUGUGGGGCAGUGACACGAUGUUCCUAGUUCAACCCAAUGAAACAGAAAAUAAAGAAGGAUCUGACUCACUCA